AUGGAGGGGCUGAGGCGGGGGUUGUGGAAGCAGGCCGACGCGUUCCGGCGCGAUAAGGCGGGCGGGUCCAUUGUCGCGGCGUCGGCGCACGUUUCCUCUACAGCCGCCGAGCCUACCGCAUUGUUCCCUCCCAUAAUGAACAAACUUAUUCCCGAGGCUAAUGCUGCAAACCGCUUGCCGAAUUCGCUCCGGCGUUAUCUAGCCCCACUGUCGCCGACAUUGAGCCGCGACUCGCGCCGCAGUUAUAAUAGCCCGGGACCCAUAGGCCCAGUUAUGUUUGAG
Iphiclides podalirius (scarce swallowtail) is the source of this 282-nucleotide messenger RNA. The record is from the annotation of a GenBank genome assembly. NCBI's taxonomy places the organism in Eukaryota, Metazoa, Arthropoda, Insecta, Lepidoptera, Papilionidae.